Molecule: messenger RNA, 988 nt
Organism: Pelmatolapia mariae (spotted tilapia)
Lineage: Eukaryota; Metazoa; Chordata; Actinopteri; Cichliformes; Cichlidae
Gene: rhno1
Product: RAD9-HUS1-RAD1 interacting nuclear orphan 1
Exons: 3
Coding region: 113-988 (291 amino acids)
Biological process (GO): DNA damage checkpoint signaling; cellular response to ionizing radiation; recombinational repair
Cellular component (GO): chromosome; nucleus
Source: RefSeq, a predicted model, not a curated record
GAAAACAAAGCAGGCAGAGAAAAGACAAUUUACACUAAACAACUAACUUUUGAUAUAAGUAUUUAUUGUAUGCAAAUAAGCACAUUAAGGAGUUCAGUGAUGAUUUAUCUUAAUGCCCAGAAAAGUUACAAAGACAGCAAAGCCUUCGCUGCAAUUCUUGGAGCGACCUUUGUGUGGAGCCAAACUCCAAAAUGUGCCCGAAGUCAGAGCAGCACUCAAUGCCAGAGAUUUCUUCACAGAGGCAGAAGCACAGAGCAGCUCAGCUCUUAAUUCCUGGGUUAGGCCACAAUUUGACAUUUCAGUUGCAACUGCACCUCCAGUGAGACGAGGGAGGAGAAAGUGUCAGUCUGCCACAAGCAUCUUGGACAGCUGCAGUCAGCUGUCCAGGAAAAAUAGUGUCUGCAAAUUCCCCCAAUUAUUGUUUAAAACAGGGUCAAAAGACCAAACUCAGCAACCAAAGGGGAUCUCCAAGAAGAAAGCUAUAGAGAGUACUCAUGUGGGAAGGAAACCUGCCGAAAAGAAAACAGUUUCAGCUGCACAGUGCUCUAACCUACCAAAGGGACAGUUUGCCUCAGUAAGAAAACAGAGUGCUGAAACAUUCUCAGACGACACUUCAUCCCACCAAAGAUGUUUGGCUGAACCUGACAGACCAUCUGUGCAAGUGUCAGAGAGAUGCAGAAUUCCAGCAGUCUGUGCUUCAACACUUCCCUGUGAAGAGUUUAGCACCACUGAAGUCUGUCCACCUCCUGAUGUGGACACUCCGAAAGCAAUGGGGGAAAGGAACAUUUCUCCGUCUACCCCCUGUGGACAUUUGCUGCUGGCUCAGCCGUGUACGCCUCCAUGUAAUGGGUCACCUGACAUUUUGGUGGCUGACACGCCAGAGAGGGACUAUGGAAUGAAGGUGACAUGGAGAAGAAGAAAGAACUUGAUGGUGUUGUUAAAACAGAGGGGCCAUCUCUCUGAGGCAGAUGCUUUAAUUCAAAGUUGA